Molecule: messenger RNA, 584 nt
Organism: Spinacia oleracea (spinach)
Lineage: Eukaryota; Viridiplantae; Streptophyta; Magnoliopsida; Caryophyllales; Amaranthaceae
Exons: 2
Coding region: 120-341 (73 amino acids)
Source: RefSeq, a predicted model, not a curated record
GAGAAAUCGAAAUCGAACAAUGGCGGACCUCUUCUCAUAAACAUUUCAUUUGAUUAGGGUCAGUCAGAUUUCCAGAACUAAAAAUCCCCAGAAACAAAUUACCCAGUAGAGAGAAAGUUAUGGGCUACGUUUUUAGAGUAAGGCUGGCAUCAUUCUUCGCAGGCGCAGCAGUGGCCUCAUCUGCUGGUCUUUACUUCCUUUACCAGGAUUACAAGGUUGCCCAUCAUUCCAUCUCUGACCAGAUGAAACUUCUGCACGAUUCUCUGGAUAGACGUGUCUCGGCUCUUGAGAGUUUGAAAGAAACUGAAGCUCCUCAACAACAAGUGGAAGCAACAGAAUAGACAUUUUAGAGGUUCUUUUUUUUGACUGAUUUUGAUGUUGUACACUCUCAGAUGCAGCGAUUCUCCUUGAGUAUCAUGUCAAAGAGAGUCUCGUAGAAAUACCCGGAGUAUAAAUAAUACACGACUUAAAUUUCUCUAUGUUAAUCAGGCAGUUGCGUUUAUGCUUCUGUUUUUAACUCUUGUGAAAUGGUGGUUGAAGGCUGUUAUUGACAGUUGUUUUUCAAAAAAUUGCAUCUUUGUCCA